Monopterus albus (swamp eel) is the source of this 2958-nucleotide messenger RNA. RefSeq names its product cyclin I family, member 2 (gene ccni2). NCBI's taxonomy places the organism in Eukaryota, Metazoa, Chordata, Actinopteri, Synbranchiformes, Synbranchidae. The transcript is spliced from 5 exons. The record is from RefSeq and is a predicted model, not a curated record. Bases 311 to 790 code for a protein of 159 amino acids.
UUUUCGUUUCCUGCCGUUUGUUUGCGCCUAUUUAUUUUGACCCUGCGAGUUAUUCUAAAUACCUUUUACCUUUACAUUUAUUUGCUCUUUUUAUAUAAUGCGCUGCUUUCCGUAUAUUCAUCGCGAAACAGGUUUUGUUCCGAGACCGUCUUCUGUUAAACAUCCUAAUGUUUGCUUGUUUGUUGGUUUCGGUGGAUAUGGACUAAAUUAAAAACUGUAUAAAUGCACCUUCCGUCGAAAAGAUACUCUGCAUUUGAAAUCGAAGAGGUGUGCGUGCCCUGGGUGCAGCCUGGCCUGUGCUGUGGUGGCAAUGAAGAACCCAGGAGCUGCGGAGGGCCGCCGACUGGUUGGCCUCCUGGAGGCUGCUCUGGUCAGGGAGGCCCGCCUCUGGAAGGUAACUGUCUUCAAGAAUGGAUGCAUCCAGGGCACUGACAUCUCUUCAUCCCAACACCAAGACAUGAUCCUUUGGCUUGGAGAGAUGAGCAGAUUGUUCCAGUUUUGUCCAGAGACCUUUGCACUGGGAGUCUGUAUCCUCAACCGUCUGCUGUCCACUGUCAAGGCCCAGCCAAAGUACCUGAAAUGCAUUGCUUUUACCUCACUGGUCCUGGCUGCCAAAAUCAAUGAGGAAGAUGAGGUAAUAGGCUCUGUUAAAGACCUGGUUGUGCAGAGCAGAUGCAACUUUUCCACAGCAGAGAUUCUUCGCAUGGAGAGGAUCAUUCUAGACAAGCUUCACUGGGACUUGUACACUGCAACACCAGUUGACUUCAUUCACAUAGUAAGUUGGAAUUAAGCAGACAGACAAGCAAACAUAACAGCCCCCACCCCACCCACCGGACCUGAUGUGUCAGAGCAUCUCAUAGUAGGCUGCUUUGUGAAUUCAGGUCCUGCGUUGCUUAAAAACACAGCAGUACAAAAAGCACACAUUACACCAUCAUGCUUGCAACCACCGCCCCCACAGUAAAGAAUUGGUCCUCGUAGAGAUUGUGCAUAUAUUCGAUUUGACUCAUUGUGCCCAUGAUUAUUCUGACCUCCAUUCAUUCCUGGUUGGAGUGUGUUCUUGAAGUCAGGCUUCUCACUAAUGCAAGAUCAAAUUAGAGGACAUGUUAGACUUGCAUUUGGUUUUCCAAUGCGUCAGAACAAAGUUGAGCACAGCAUAAUUAAAUAUUGAUUUUACUACAUAAUAUUAUGCUGUUGGACCUCAGCUGUGAUCACACUGCUACAGCAAAGACAUUUUAUUAUUUCUAAGUUCUAAUCUAUAAUGGAACAGUUCAACUUGCUUUAAACACCUGCUAAGUGCUUUAUGGUCACAUCAUAGUCUAAAUGCUGUGUAAAGGUCUCUUUCCAAUCCUGUGCAAAAGGGACAAAAGCAUUUUGGCGAAACCCAGUAUAUCCCAGGCCCAGUACCCGCAUCAUGUGUCCAUGGACAAAAAGCAAUAAAGAUAUGUUUGAUCUGAAUAGAGCUGUAUGGCAUUCCUCUUAACCACAUAAGACUGCAUUUACAAGCUGCCAGCAAAACAACAGGCAUGUUGCAUAUCAGGCCAAGGCACUUCUAACUGUUCCCCACAGCCCGACACUGCAAGAAUAUCUCUGCUGUCAAAUCUCAAAUGUAACAAAAAUGUGGACGGUGUGGGUUGUUAGCAUAUCAGUAACAUGCUGUGGAUCGUAGAGCCUGCUUCUAACGUCAAAGCUGACAUGUCAUUGUUAAAACAAAUCUCAUGCUGUGUUACUCAGUUUAUGGCACAAUGUUGUUACAUAGCUAAAAAGCAUAUUGAUUGAAUGAGGAGGCAGAAUAGGUUGUAGGGCAGCAGUCGGAUGCUUUAUGAAGACAGCCUGUAAUUUUCUUGGCAGAAAUAGUUCACACAUUGUAUUGAUCCACACUUGGAAGGUUCUCUGCUGAGAAGGAUUUCUCAGCCACGAUUCAUCUGUAAAACAGAUCUGACAGUGCUUAUUAAAAGAUCUUGAUUUACUCACCCAGGAAAUACCCCCACCUGCUUUGUUAAGUCUUGUGAACUGGACUGACUCGUGUCACUGUUCCUCACUUUUGGUUUGUGGAUCUGACUGAUACUGGUGUCACAGGUUUACAGUGUGGAUCUGUUACUGUCCUAGCACUUCACUAAGUAAUACAAAAUACAAGACUUUUAAAGUAAAGAGACAACAUAUUAAUAAAAACUAUAAUAAAAUAAAGACAUUUUCUCUUUCUAUAUUAUUCAAAUAAAUAUUUUUCAAAUACUUUUUACUAUAUUAGAUAGCUCACAUUCAUAUUCCCCUGCCCUUCCAAAAUAGUGUUGUUCUCCAUUGUCUAUAAAACAGCAAUUAUUAAAAUCUCUCGUGUCACAGACUUUCCACUCUGACUCUUUGAAAGGCAGAAUCAGAUCACAUCUUUCACCAUCUGAGAUUGUAUCAUGAACUCCAAACACACACCAUUUUCUUUGCUUGCUACAUUACCCUGAAUUGCCUAUAUUUCCAAAAGAAGGAAAACUUGAGGAAGAAACUUUAGAGAGUUCUAAGAUGAGCAACUGUUUUAGUGACUGCUUUUCAACUUUCACACCACAUCGCUCAAUCUACCUCCCAGGGAACUACACCCAUGGCUUAUUUUGGCUUUAACAAAGCCAAAAUAUAUAAUAUAUUUUGGCUUAAACAAAGCAUGAAUUAAGGAAACUAAAAAAAAACAAACAAAAAAAAACCAUUAUGUGCAAACUAAUGGAUGAUUUUCUUCACCAGCCACUUGUCGACAUCUUGCUAGCACUCUUUAUUUAAACCAAAGAACAAAGUUGGCUUGCUAGCCUGAGCCCCUUGGUUUCAAUAAAGCAGCUAACAAAUGGUUUCAUAAAAGUAUGAAGAAACUUUUUAAAAGGCAAAGUACAUAGUUUUUUCUACACUGAACUCGGGUUCAGGUUGCGAUUUUAAAUUCCAGCUAAAAACAGGAACACAGAAAAGCACUGCACAUAUGACGCAAGA